UCGCUGAAAUAAAUCUCGCUGGAAGCCACAGAAUUUCAUCAGAUAUAAAGGUCCCAGUGAAAUGGAUGGCCCCUGAGAUAUUUGACAACAAGGCUUACACAAGCAAGAGCGACGUCUGGUCUUUCGGCAUCCUUUUAACUGAAAUCGUGACAUAUGGAGAUGACCCAUACCCAGGUAUGGACAAAAUGACAUGCGUUCGGUCCAUUCAGAGAGGAGAGCGGAUGGAGAGACUGGCUGGCUGUCCCGAAGCACUCUAUGACAUUAUGCUACUGUGCUGGAGGUCAAACCCUGAGGAGAGACCAACAUUUACGGAGCUACGGGAGAAGCUGAUGGCUCUCAUAAAUGAGCCUGAUUCUGAACUGGAGUAGAUACUGUAGAAAUGAGAGCACUGGGACACUUUUGAGCUUAGAUUAUACAUAUCCAACACAUAUACGAUCACUUAUAGUUUACAGAGGUAACAGGACAUAUCUACUGAAAUUAAUGC
Molecule: messenger RNA, 484 nt
Organism: Sinocyclocheilus rhinocerous
Lineage: Eukaryota; Metazoa; Chordata; Actinopteri; Cypriniformes; Cyprinidae
Product: tyrosine protein-kinase src-2-like
Exons: 3
Coding region: 66-368 (100 amino acids)
Biological process (GO): protein phosphorylation; positive regulation of kinase activity; cell surface receptor protein tyrosine kinase signaling pathway
Cellular component (GO): signaling receptor complex; plasma membrane
Molecular function (GO): transmembrane receptor protein tyrosine kinase activity; ATP binding
Source: RefSeq, a predicted model, not a curated record